CGUUAUUUCCUGAAACUCAUCACCACGAGUCGCUCAGUGGUGACCAACUCGUCAGUUUGAGCUGGAGGAGUCUUCGCCCUUUUGAUAUUCUACUGUCUUUUUUCCUUUUCAUCGGUCAAUCGUUUAUUCUGGAUGAAUUAAUUCUUAGUCGUUCUUUACUUCUUUGUUAUCGCAUACACUUCACUUAAGACGCGACACUCGACCGCUUCUCAAAUUACAAGGAAACUCGAAUAGCUACUCAUCAUAUCCGCGUUAAACUUUUAUCCUCGAUCGAUUCGAGCCGAACGCUCUGCUUUCAGCAAUGGGGCCUUCGUUGCUCAGCCCUGCGACGGCGUUCGUGCUUUCCACCCUCACGUCCUGGUGUUUCCAAGCCCCAUUUUUCGGCAUAGCUCAAGCGCUCAGCGUAGAACCCGUUCCAUCACCCAACCUCGAUCUUUCUCAACUUGGCCGCGUCGCACUCACAGGAGAUUUUGACUCGAUUUCCUUGUACACGUAUAAUCUCCAGAACGAAGAUGGAUUCAGUACCAACGGAAGCCAGUCCCUUUUCACUCAGUUGCCAGAUGGGACAUUGGCAAGCCUCACUUCUGCAGAUGCUGGAAUACAGACAAUGUGUCCAUUCAUCCUGAAAGAUGGAACCUUUGCAGGUGUGGUAGCCGGUGGAAAUUUCACGAGCCUUGGCGGGGUCGAAGCACAAGGCAUCGCAUUAUUUGAUCCAAAUACGACAAAAGUGACCCCCCUACCUGGACUUACUGGCCGUGUCUCCGCCGUUUUGUGUGAUCAGAAAUCCAAUACCGUCUAUGUCGGCGGUGAUUUUAAAGGCGGAAAUUCGACCAAUGCGAUCGCCUGGGUGGGAAUGACAGGAUGGGCCAAUCUCCCUUUCGCUGGUUUCAAUGGCCCAGUGUCAUCAAUCAUCCAAGCACCUGGAGGCAACAUCAUAUUUGGUGGAUCAUUCGAUGGCUUAGGCAAUGCCUCCACCGCUCCAAAUAAAAAGGAUGAACAAAUCAUCAACAUCUCGAAGGCAAACAUCUCGACAGCUACUUCGACCACCACUGCCGGUUUCAGCGACCCCAAAAACAUUGCCUGUGGCUCUGAUGGGCAAGAUGGCUCGGGUCACACUUGGCUUCUUGCCGACAAUGCGCCUGGAUGGUGGAAAGCGGACUUUGGAUUCGGUUUCCGCCCGACUAAGCUUAGGCUAUGGAAUACUCGACAGGAUGGGAGAGGCACAAAAAUCUUUCGGUUCAACGCAUUCCCGAUCAAUGGCAUCCUAAAUCUCACAUACACCGAUCCCAAGACAGGUCGCAAUGAAAGCUGCGAUGCCUGGUGCCCUCUUGCAAGCGAAACCGAGGAAGGCUAUCAAGAUUUUCACUUUGUUAAUGUCAUCGGAAUGAGCAGCUUCCGAUUGGAUAUUCUCGAUUGGUACGGAGGAGGUGGCGGUUUGAAUGGAAUACAGCUCUUUCAAGAUGACAUUUAUGCCUUUGCCAUUGAGGACUUCAAUGAGGCUUCAUGCGCAGGGAUAUCUCAGCCUUCAAACGCCACCGUAACUGGUCCUUGGGCCGUUACGCCAUCUAGACAAAGCAGUUCCGAAUAUCUGAGUGCUAAUUUGACUGGUCCUUCCAUCGAUUCCUCAUCAGCGUCGGUUGUAUUCAGACCGGAUAUUAGACAGUCAGGAAACUAUUCUGUCACUGUUUGGACCCCGGGGUGCCUUCAAGAUGAUAGCUGCGCUCAGCGAGGCAGAGUAAACAUUACGGGAACCAUGGCAUCGCAAACACGCCAAAGUGCACCCGUACAGACGGAAAUAUAUCAGACCAACAAUUACGACAAGUAUGACCAGGUCUAUUACGGUCAUGUUGAUGCCGGUAGCGAUUCGUUUCAGCCAAGCAUCACUCUCACGCCGAGCGCGAAUCAGGGCGACAAUUUAUACAUCGUUGCCCAGCGUGUGCGCUUCGAACUCGUCUCCUCCACUGAUGGCCUUAAUGGCCUCUAUGAAUUUGACCCCAACCAAGCCUCUGCCACCACCGAUUACUCCAACUCAACCGUAGACAGAGCCGGAAUGGACCUCGACUCAAAUGCAUCAAUAACCUCUCUCUCUGCCUCUCAAGAUACCAUUUACGUGGCCGGAAAUUUCUCAAAUUCCAAUUUCGAUAACGUCUUCGCCAUCAGUCAAGGCAAUGCAACUUCGCUGCCCCACGGCGGUUUGAACGGCCAAGUACUCACGACGUACCUAACUGGCAAUUCGCUCUAUGUUGGCGGCGUUUUCAACAAUACUAGUAAAGCCAACACUGCCGACCUCAACCACAUUGCGGUCUUCUCCACUCAAGAGAAAGCAUGGCAACCUUUGGGUGCUGGUGUUAACGGAAGAGUGGAUGCAAUUGUGCCGCUUACUCUUAAUGUUACAGCCAACAAACCUGAACUUGUCAUCUCAAUAAGUGGCGACUUUGACGAGAUCCUGCCUUUUGAUAAGAACUUGUCAAGGGCGGUUUCUGGCCUGGCCGUUUGGGUACCAUCACAAAAGAACUGGUUACAGAACCUGGGAACCCAAGCGGUGUCGAUAAGCGGGCGUCUGACCGCAGGUACCAAUCUCCCCAAUGGUCCUCCUCUCUUUGCCGGUGCUGUCGCGUCACAAGGCCUUGGGGUGAGUGGUGCUGUUGAGCUCUCCACAUCCGGCGCCCUGGGCCUAAGUCAACUUCCAAUCGAUAUUGAGCCCCAUGAACUCAGUUCUACAUCGCUGCAGAAGCGAGCGUCUACUGCACAGAAUGUCAGUGGCGCUGUGACAGGAUUUUUCUACGAGUCCGGAGGUGUGAACGUUACUGUACUUGGAGGACACUUCGCAGCCCGUGCGUCCAAUGGGUCUCUCAUUCACAAUUUAGCCUUCAUCAAUGGCUCGAACUCAGAUAAAGUCACGGGGCUUGGUGCCGGAAUCAACUCAGAUUCCGCGGUUUUAGCACUUGAGACCCAGGGCAGCGUUCUCUUUGCUGGAGGGACGCUCACAGGUGAAGUGGACGGGAAUGACGUUAAUGGCUUGAUUUUGUACGACCUGGCACAGUCUACCUUUGUUGAUCCGCAACCCCCAGCUUUUGCAGGUUCGAAUGUUGCAGUCAACGCUAUAGCGACGCGCCCCGGUUCCGGAGAUGUAUAUGUGGGCGGCAACUUUGAAUCGGCUGGGUCACUGGGUUGCCCAAGCGUCUGCAUUUUUACCACUUCAGCUUCGCAGUGGAAUACGCCUGGCUCUGGUCUCACCGGGACUGUUACCGCGUUGACAUGGUCUGGAAAGAACAGGUUGAUCGCUAGCGGCUCGCUGAACGUCAAUGGCAACUCGACAACCAUGGCUGUCUAUGACGCAAAUCAGCAGACAUGGACUUCUUUUGACCAAGCCAACACCCUGCCUGGACCCAUCAGCGCAUUAACCGCGGCGAACAAUGCGCAAACCAAUUUUUGGGCGGCUGGACAAGCUUCUAACGGUUCAACGUUCCUUUCCAAAUACGAUGGCUCUAAGUGGAGAGUUGUCCAAGAGACUUUUGGGCAGUCCACAGUUAUUCGGGGAUUGCAGAUUCUUUCGCUGUCAAAGAAUCAUGCUGGAAGCGACCUGGUUGACGCUGAUCAAGUCCUCCUCAUUACAGGCCAGCUAAGUCUCCCGAACUUCGGCAACGCUUCUGCAGCCCUCUUUAAUGGCACCGCUUUCUCCCCGUUCAUUCUCGCAAACAAAGCGGACAACCAGCCUGGAAGCCUUUCUCAGAUAUUUUCCCAGAAGCAGAAUUAUUUCAAAUCGGGUGGUGGACACUUGGCUGUAGGCUUCGUUGUCCUUAUCGCGCUAGCGAUUGCACUUGCACUCAUCUUUGUUCUUGUUGUGAUUGGCAUCGUCGCUGAACGUCUGCGUCGCAAGAGGGAAGGUUACGUGCCGGCUCCCACCCAGAUGUUUGACAAACACAGUAAUAUGGAUCGAAUUCCCCCAGAGCACUUGUUUGGCAAUCUAGGCCGGGGUGCUCGCGGGCCGGGCGAUGCGCCGAUGAUUUGAUGGCCUAUGCCUUCCCUUCGGCGUUUUGCGAAUUAUUCAAACGAAAAGUUUUCGGUCAAUACUCUUCAAGUUUGUCAUCCAGCAACAUGUUCCUCAUCACGUCGAGCCUAGAGCAUCAUUCCGCUGCCAUUCAAUGCUACAGUCCACGACUGCUUUUCUUGGACAGUUGUGGCUCUAAAAUCCGUGGCUUCAGGUGAAUUCUCCGGUUAAGCUCAAUCCCUCUCCCCUUUUUCUCGAGAUACCAUGUUCAAGCGCCAUCUAUUGCUCUUCUAAUGUUUAUAUUUCUCUGCUUUCAUGAAUUGCCAUACAUUCAUUUACUCAUUACUUGAGUCGGAAACUACCACCACUGGGGGUUCCCGAAAUUACAUCCUGUCACUCCUUCAUCUCCUUUAAAGGGUUCUCACUGGUUAUCUGGGCAAGCUAUCUGGUUAGAUGUAAUUAUCUCGAAGCAUCUGCCUGAAUAAUAUUAAUGACUUAUCAUGC
Messenger RNA from Xylona heveae TC161, 4495 nucleotides. RefSeq lists its product as hypothetical. Gene Ontology annotation, cellular component: plasma membrane of growing cell tip. Lineage: Eukaryota; Fungi; Ascomycota; Xylonomycetes; Xylonales; Xylonaceae. Gene Ontology annotation, biological process: positive regulation of establishment of bipolar cell polarity regulating cell shape. The transcript is spliced from 3 exons. Bases 302 to 4012 code for a protein of 1236 amino acids. Gene Ontology annotation, molecular function: protein binding. The record is from RefSeq and is a predicted model, not a curated record.